Molecule: messenger RNA, 2523 nt
Organism: Closterium sp. Naga37s-1
Lineage: Eukaryota; Viridiplantae; Streptophyta; Zygnematophyceae; Desmidiales; Closteriaceae
Source: the annotation of a GenBank genome assembly
AUGGCGCGGGGAGCGACGGACAGUGACAGGGGGGAGGAAGAGAGCCGCGCGGAAGGCAUUGAUGACCAAGUCGCUGAACGCGCGGAGGAGGAAGUCGCAGGCGACGACGACGACGACGUGAGCGACAGUGGCGACGACGUGGUGCUGCUAGGGUUCGUGCAAAAGCCGUCGCACGACUGGUCGCUCGAACGCCAUCGCUUCCCGAGCAAAGUCGGGGGCGCGCCGGCGUACCUGGACCCGCUCAACGUGCCGUCAGACGCCCUCCUCUGCCACUUCUGCUCCCAGCCCCUGCGAUUCCUGCUGCAGGUGUACGCGCCAGUGGACAGCGAGCCCUCUGCCUUCCACCGCACGCUCUUCCUCUUCGCCUGCCGCCACCCGCACUGCCUCACCCGCCACCAGCAGGAGCAGCAGCAGGCAGAGGUGGCCGACGGCAGAGCAAGGGAAAGGAGACGAAGCUGCCGCGCGCCAACCCCUUCUACGCCUUCACCCCGCCCCCCCCGGAUGCACCUGGGACACCACUCUCCCACCAAGGUCACUCCCCCCCCCUCAUCUCCCGCCAGUAACCCUGCAGCAACGCUCACCUUCAGCCAUGAUCCCGGUCAUCUGCCCUCCCCAUCAUCUGCCCUCCCCAUCAUCUGCCCUCCCCAUCAUCUGCCCUCCCCAUCAUCUGCCCUCCCCAUCAUCUGCCCUCCCCAUCAUCUGCCCUCCCCAUCAUCUGCCCUCCCCAUCAUCUGCCCUCCCCAUCAUCUGCCCUCCCCAUCAUCUGCCCUCCCCAUCAUCUGCCCUCCCCAUCAUCUGCCCUCCCCAUCAUCUGCCCUCCCCAUCAUCUGCCCUCCCCAUCAUCUGCCCUCCCCAUCAUCUGCCCUCCCCAUCAUCUGCCCUCCCCAUCAUCUGCCCUCCCCAUCAUCUGCCCUCCCCAUCAUCUCCCCUCCCCAUCAUCUCCCCUCCCCAUCAUCUCCCCUCCCCAUCAUCUCCCCUCCCCAUCAUCUGCCCUCCCCAUCAUCUGCCCUCCCCAUCAUCUGCCCUCCCCAUCAUCUGCCCUCCCCAUCAUCUGCCCUCCCCAUCAUCUCCCCUCCCCAUCAUCUGCCCUCCCCAUCAUCUCCCUCCCCAUCCCCAUCAUCUGCCCUCCCCAUCAUCUGCCCUCCCCAUCAUCUGCCCUCCCCAUCAUCUGCCCUCCCCAUCAUCUGCCCUCCCCAUCAUCUGCCCUCCCCAUCAUCUCCCCUCCCCAUCAUCUCCCCUCCCCAUCAUCUCCCCUCCCCAUCAUCUCCCCUCCCCAUCAUCUCCCCUCCCCAUCAUCUCCCCUCCCCAUCAUCUCCCCUCCCCAUCAUCUCCCCUCCCCAUCAUCUCCCCUCGUGGCUCAAGUCCCUUCCUCCCUCUCUCCACCCGCAGUGCCCAUGUGCGCGUGGUGUGGCACGUGGAGGGGCAGCAAGCGCUGUGGGGGGUGCAGGCAGGUGGCCUACUGCAGCAAGGACCACCAGGUUCGUACUGCAGCAAGGAGCACCAGCAGCGAGGAUACCUUCCGCGUCAGCAGAUGCUGAGUCAGCAGGGGGCGCAGGGAAUGACGUGUCAGCAGCGGAUUGGAGAGUGACGGUGCUGGACAGGGGAGGGUGGAAGGAGUGGGAGAUGGUGGUGGAGGAGGAGCCAGAGGAGGGCGAGGAGGACGAGGAGGGUGAGAACGGAGAGGAGGCAGGGAGAGAGGGGGGGAGUGAAGGGGAAAAGGGGCCUGGGGCGGGGGCCGGGGGGGCGGAGGUGCGGCGGCUAAUGAGGGAGUAUCGGGAGCGCACCAGGGCGGAGGGGCCCAUUGCUGCGAGCGAGCUGGAGGGCUUCGGAGAUGUGAGGCGCUCCUGUGAAGUGGGUGGCGUGGGGGACGGGGUGGCCGUGUGCAUGGGCUGGGCAUGGAGUGGGCAUGGCGUGGGCAUGGAGUGGGCAUGGGGUGGGCUUGCGCAUGGGGUGGGCGCAGGGGCGGAUGCAGAGAAGAAGCAAUGGGCCGCUUUCCAGGCUGUGAUUGCCAAGGCACCUGAACAAGUGAUCAGAUACUGCCGAUCAGCCACCGCCCGUCCGCUGUGGCCGCAGCUGCAGGGGCAGCCGCCCAGCCAGGCUGCCAUUCCCCCCUGUGGUGGCUGUGGUGCUCCCAGGAUAUUCGAGUUCCAGGUGCUCCCGCAAAUCAUCUACUACAGUGCGCCUGACGCCACUGCUGACUCAGCGCUCGACUUCGCCACACUGGCAGUCUACGUCUGCCCCAACUCCUGCUGCCGCUCUUCACCGCUCAGCACUGCACAGCAGAGCAGUGUCGCUGUUCCAAGAAGUGUGGAUUCAGGAGUUAAAGCAACAGCAGUGGGGGCAAGUGCAGAGGGAAGCAGCAGUGCAGCGGGCAGCAGAGAUGCAGGCAGUGGGGACGUGAAAGGCUGUGAGGUAGCAGGUCAGCGGGGGGGCUUGCAGGAGCAGAGCAUGGGGUAUGUGGAGGAGUUUGUGUGGGUGCAGCUGCCUACCCAAGACCCUCUUGUCAUUGCUCAAACUGAUUGA